Molecule: messenger RNA, 609 nt
Organism: Trypanosoma rangeli
Lineage: Eukaryota; Euglenozoa; Kinetoplastea; Trypanosomatida; Trypanosomatidae
Exons: 1
Source: RefSeq, a predicted model, not a curated record
CCCUAUUGUGGUGCGCUGGCCGGCGGUGCGGGGGCCGCCUCCUGUUGCGCGGCACGAGCGCGAGGGACGGCAGGACAGACGCUGCGCCCAAACGCGGUGACGAAACGCUCUUGCGGAGCCAAGCUUGGGCCGCAAAAAGAGGCGGACCAGACCCUUCGGGAGAACACCCCCUGCGCCGAAAGGGUGGGCCCUCCUCUGCGGAAAGAAGGGGCGCCAGCAGGGAACGGCGCGCGGUGCGUGAGGGACGGCUGGCACGGCCGUCGGGAUGGCGCGCUUCGUCCCUCGAGGACGGCCCGGCAGGGGGAGCACGACACGCGCCGCGUUUGCCGUGCGUGGCGGAAGCGUGCGCCUCACGAACCCCAGCCUCCCGGCGGGCGGCGGCGGCGCACCUUUUGCACGAUGGUGGCGGGCGUGCUGGCCACCAAGCGAAUUUGCGAGCAUGAACAAAAAGGAAAAGAACGGCGUUGCCUGGGCAGGCGUUCGCGACGGAGACCAACCUGCUGGCGGGGGCGCGGCAAUCCGUCACUCCCAGGGGCGAUGGGUGAAUUAAUGGAAGGUAGGGCCGCGGGCCGUGCGGGGGCGGAAGGCAUCAGAACGCGGGUGCGUUAA